Molecule: messenger RNA, 7140 nt
Organism: Triplophysa rosa
Lineage: Eukaryota; Metazoa; Chordata; Actinopteri; Cypriniformes; Nemacheilidae
Gene: il16
Product: interleukin 16
Exons: 23
Coding region: 288-4862 (1524 amino acids)
Biological process (GO): induction of positive chemotaxis; leukocyte chemotaxis
Molecular function (GO): CD4 receptor binding; cytokine activity
Source: RefSeq, a predicted model, not a curated record
GAGACGGCGCUUGUGUUGAGCGGGCCGACAGAAAGGGAGGGUAGGCGGCAGUUACAAAUGCUCCUCUUAGCUCUCUGACAGCCUCUGGGAGCACUCGAAGCGAGAGAGGUUGAGACGGAUGGAGCGAGGAAAAAAUCCUCCAAACACACAAGAGGGACUUGUUCAGCUGCGUAUCUGUAUCAUGUUGAACUGACCGGCGUCUUUUCCUUCUGGAAUACUCUAGAAAACAACCGCUUUACAUCAAGACUGUCCCACCAGGCAACUCUUGGGUGCUUCAAGAUGCCAACAUGAUCAGCUUUGAGCGGCCCCCUCCAUUAGCAGUGAUGCAUCCUGGGAGAGAACCUCCCUCUGUGGCCAUCAUGCCUCUGAGAAACACCCACCACCAACAACUGCAUCACAGGAGGAGAACCAAGAGGAUGGAGAGGGGGAAACCUGGCUUGCGCUCCAAGAAAUUGGCCGUACUGUCCCGAUCGCUCAUCAUCUGCAGCUCCAGCACCAACGAGGAGGCGUCCGGCCCGGAGGAGAGGAACCGAGAGGCAUGGGAUGAGGGGUACUACAGGGACCGGCCGGAGGGGUCGGUGGGAAACUCGGAAAAGUUCAUAGCGAGGAGCGUCAGCGUGCAGACCCCCGCUCAAGCGCUUCAGAGGGGUCAAGAGGGCCCUAAAAGAGCAAUGAGGAGGUCCUUCUCCAUUAAGCAGGACAGCAGUUUCUGGAGAAUGUGUGUUGCCACUCGGGAGGAGGGGCUACACGCGGGCGACAGCGACCUCCUGUCCAAUGACAAUGGCAGCACUGUUGGUGGAGAUUUGCACAGGGACACUUAUAUCUACUUUGGAGACAGACUCGCCCCAUUUAACGGACAGACCGUAAGCGAUCAACGCAAACAGGAGCCUGAUGUGGAGAAAGGCACUGUGUGUAGAACCACCAGUGCUGAUGAUUUCUUUCCAUGCGAAAGCAGAACUCUGUUCACAAAGGUCAAUGAAUCUGACAAGCUUGGCUACAGGUUUGACGAAAGGGAAACAUUAGGAAACAACAAUAAUGUAAAGAUGCCAGUAAUAAAGGUGUCGGAAGACAACAGCAAGAACUGUGAGGACCAGAGCGAUGAUCUGAACUGUCAAGAGACGUCCUGCAAGAGAUCUCGCUCCAACUCCACCAGCGUUCACCCGUACUGGAUCGGAGACUUGGACACCAUCAUUAUGAAGACGCCAGAGCUGUUCCCGUGUCACGCCCACACCACCGCAGGCUUUUACGGCAACAGAAAGUCUCUCUCUCAACAGCUGGAGUUCCCUCAUAGCAUUCCACAGGCUGUGGUCAGACCGUCUCUCUCUCUGAGUUCUGCACACUUGGUUCACUCCUGCAGCAGCAGCGUACAAGCCUUCAUCAUUUCUAACAUCGUCCUCAUGAAGGGCCAUGGCAAGGGUCUGGGCUUCAGUAUAGUAGGAGGCAGAGACAGCAUGUACGGACCGAUGGGGAUUUACGUGAAGACCAUCUUUCCCGGAGGGGCGGCAGCCGCUGAUGGAAGACUACAGGAAGGAGAUGAAAUCCUGGAACUGAACGGCGAAUCUCUGCAUGGUUUGACCCACGAAGAUGCCUUGCACAAGUUUAAACAAGUGAAGAAGGGUUUAUUAACUCUGGUGGUGAGGACCAGUCUGCGGGUGGGCGCUCUGCCGGGCAGUCACGGUCAGGUGUCUCAACUGUGUCGAUCCAGAUCGCUGAGCUCCAGUGCAGGUAUAAGCCGGACGAGCGCUGACCUGGGAGAAUAUAACUGCCUCGGUAACCCUUCAAAACCUCAGGACAGAGUCAUGAUGGAGAUCACGCUACAGAAGGAGUUUGGUGUAGGUUUAGGUAUUGGUCUGUGCUGCGUACCUUCAGCCAGUUGCUGUCCAGGAAUCUACAUUCAUACGCUGUCGCCGGGAUCAGUGGCUCACAUGGAUGGACGUUUAAGAUGUGGCGAUGAGAUCAUGGAGAUUAAUGACACGGUGGUUUGUAGCAUGUCACUGAAUGACGUCUACACGGUUCUGAGUCAGUGCAGUCCGGGUCCGGUUCGGAUCAUCAUCAGUCGACAUCCCGACCCGAAAGUUUCUGAACAGCAGUUAAACGAAGCCAUCGCUCAGGCAGUGGAGCACAGCAAACUCAAGAGAGACAGGAGUCAGUGGAGUAUGGACGGAUGUAACAGCAGUCUGAGGAGAUCAGACGGCUGUUCUCACAGCAGACAGAACCGGAGCUCGAGUCAGUUGACCUGCAGACGAGCGCAGAAGCCCAUGAUCCGCUCCUGCAGCGAAGGAGCUUACAGUCAUCGCUGUAUCCCAGAGAGCGUCAGCACUCAGUCCUUCCUACAGCCGGAUCACGUCACCAGAGUGCACAGCAUGGACGUCUCCUUAACCACCAACAGCGACACAUCCCUCACUAACAGACUGUCUCCAUCCUCGUACACGGACGACGAUUAUAACAUUCCCUAUAAAAGUCCGGUGAAUUUCACUCAGCAGCAGCCGGUAGAUGUGGCUGCAGGUGUGGGACCAGCCACCCGGCAACAGAGACGCUGCAGACGACAAGACCUUAGCGGACGGGAAACACUGACGGAUUCCAGUGACUCCAGUCAAGGUUCACCAGUCAGAGAGAAAGAUCUACUGGCAUCUCAAAGCAACUGUCAGUUUUUCUGCAGUCUGUACAGGGCUUUGAGAAAGAUCUCAAGGCUUCUGUUUAAGAGUGAAGUGGUUGAACGCUCAGAAGUCGGAACUAAAGUUUCGGUCUGUGUCUCUGAGCCUAAACCUGCCGUGGCAAGUGAGACAACACACAGAAAAGGCAGAGAACACAGAGGUUCCGAUUCCUCUUCCCCCGUGUGCAGUCCGAGCAAACGGGUCGGCCUGAGACGCCAGGCUCGUGUGGAGGUCACUACAGAUCUACAACUUGACCCUUGGGUAAAGCUGACAGACAGCCCAGAGAACCAGUCGUACUGUUUCAAAACCAUGAGUGACCAUAAUGGGGAUAAUGAAGUUAACGGCACAACUUCGGAAACCACAAACGUCGCCUCGGACUCGCAUUCCGAACAGUCACCCAGUCUUAAAAAAGGUCCCCCGGUGGCUCCGAAGUCUGCAUUGGUACGUCAAAGCUUAAAACACAUUAAAGCUGGAAGACCAGUAAGAGAGCCUUUGAAACCGGACAGCAGGAACCAGGACACUGGCAGAACCUUCGGUUUGAGAGCUGCUUCAUCGGGAGCCAAUUUGUCCAUCAGGCAGAAGAUCAGCUCAUUUGAGACCUUCUCAAGCGCAGAGGCCGCAGAAAGGCCAAGCAGGCGACUUGCCCCAACAACGUCCCUUCCUCUAAUAGAGAAGACUGCUAAAACACAGACUGUAGACCACAGCCAUGCAGGUCCUGUGAUAUGCAAUUUAGAAAUCAACGAUAACUACCAGUCUCUACCGAUAAUUCCAACUUCCACACAGCCACCAGCGGAAGAAAAAACAUCAGCUUCCCCCAGUUCGAAUAUCGCUUCAGACCCCCAUUCUGUAGAGGAAGAUAAGAAUUCAACUUCUCUUGGUUCAAGUAUCAUUUCAGAGCCCUGCGAGCCAAUCCCUGUCGAGGAAACCACUCGUGACUCCGUGAAUAUCCCGAAAGAGCUUCCACCUGUCGCUGAGACCGAGCAAGAAUCUAUACCUUCCCCAGAACCUUCAACCCACGUCCCACGGAGAUCAAGCAGCUCAAAAGAGGCCACUGCAGAAAAGCCAUCUGAAGGUGCUGGAAGUCACGGCGUGAGUUUGAGAACUAGGAGUCUGCCCCUUGGUUCCUCUGAAGCCCCCAAUCUUGGCUUGGAAGGGGAGAGUCUGGGGAUCAUCCUGUCUUUUAGCAACCAGGUGUCCAGUGCUCUGAUGCGGUCCAUGCAGUCUCUCCCUCAGUCCCCUUGUGUAAGAUUUGGAAACCCUUGGAGUGCCCCACCAGGUUCCUCUCUGCAUAAUCCCAUAGAACAGGACUCGUCAAGUGAAAAGCCCACACCUUCCCAGACCCUUGAGAACAACGAAAGGGGUUUCUCCGUUAGCCUGGCCGAACUGAGAGAACGCACUAUUGAGAGAGGGGCAGAGUGUGAGAAGGAAGAUGAGACCCCCGAAAGACCCCUCACUUCAGCCUCGGCAGUCUGCGCCCAAUCCAUGAUCUCAGCCCUUCCGCCAGAGGAGAUCCAGGAGAUGAUUCAGGAAGUCAAGGAUCUGGAUGAAGACACGCUAAGGCAACUGGAAGACAUCCAUGUUGUGAUUCUGCAUAAAGAAGAAGGAGCUGGCUUGGGUUUCAGCAUCGCUGGGGGUAUCGAUCUAGAGAACAAGGCAACUACGGUCCACAGGGUUUUCCCCAAUGGUCUGGCCGCUCAGGAGGGCACCAUAGAGCGAGGCGAUGAGGUUUUGUCCAUCAACGGGCAAACGCUCAAAAACAUCAUGCACGGCGAUGCCACGGCCAUACUCAGGCAAGCUCGCAGCAUGAAGCUGGCGGUGGUGGUGGUGUGCAAAAAUAAAGACGCGGAAGGGAAAGGAGGCGCUAACGCUAAUGAGUUUAGCUUAAGCAGUGGGGCAGAAAGCAGCUUCACAGGAGAUGAUGGAGGUGAAGCUGUCACUCUGGAGCUGGAGAAGAACGCAGGUGGUAUUGGAUUUAGUCUUGAGGGUGGAAAAGGCUCCAUUUCGGGAGACAGACCACUGACUGUCAACAGAGUAUUUACAGGGAGUGAUGCUGAGCAAAAGGGUCUGACGUCUGGUGAUGAGGUUCUGCAGAUUCAGGAUUCGUCUCUGCAGGGACUAACACGAUUCGAAGCCUGGACGUUCAUCAAGGGUCUCAGCGAAGGGCCGUUUAAACUCAUCAUUAAGAAAAAAAGAUGUGAGGAGAGCUAACCGUGCUGUUUAAUGUGGAAUCCGUCAAUGCAAACCACACCAUUUAAAGCCUUAUGGAAAAUGACUUGCUCAAACGUUAAUCCAGUACCUCAGAGAUGACGUAUUUUUGUGGGCUAACUCGGAAUCAAGCGAAUGCAAGUCAGUGGGUGCUAGGGAUGUAACGAUUCACCGUGAGCCGGUUGAAAAUCGGUUAUAAUGAGUGACGAUUCAAAUCGGUUGAGGUGUGAACUGAAUCGCAAUACAUUUUUUGAACAGCAGGGGCCGCUAUUUUCACUGCAAAUCUAAACGUGGACAUGCUGAUAUUUCUUAAAUGCAAAAAAAUCCAAGAAAAGCUCAGACAGUAUUAGUUUGUUUAUAUUAAAGAGACUUUUUCUAUUAUUAAUUUGUUAUAAAAUUGCAGUUUAUUUUUGUUAUUUGAAAUAAAACAUUAUUUUAUUAUACAAAGAAACGUGAAGCAUUUAAGAAAUAAUGCAAGGGAAGUUGUUCAUUUCUAAUUUGUUUCAACUCAUUUUGUAAAAAUAAAUCGUGAAUAAAUCGCAUCGUGAGAUCAGAAUCGUGACUCGCAUCGCAUCGUGAGCUGAGUGAAUCGUUACAUCCCUAGUGGGUGCUGGUUCCCUCGACCGAAAGCCUAUACAUUCCCACAGACUUUUGGAAGAUCGCAACAAAUAAGCUCCGUGAUUAACAAAGGUUUAUGAUGUUUACACAUGUUGUCUAUCAAGAUAAUCUUUACAAAUCAACACCACAUUUGUUACUUUUAAAGGGGAAAUACAAUCGGCAGAAGUAAAAAGCUAACUCGAUGCUAUAAACAGACUGCACUUAAGGUCGCACGAUAUCAACGUCACCACCACCAAACCUCCACAACUCUUUCAAACUUGAUUAAAAAUGUGUUCCCUGGUAAAUAAUUACUCCGUGAAUGAAUCCGCAUCUAUGUUUUAAGAGAUUUGUGUCCAUUAUUUGUGAGCUUUAUGACAUCCAACGUCCCCGCCAAAGGAGGUAGUCGCUUUAGCAACUUGUUAGCAACCGCUGUUUUUAAGACACAAUAAGGCUUUAAAAAAUCACAAGCGGGUUACAAUUGGUGUGUUUAAUGUCAUAGAAUAAAACGUGAAAAUAUAUUUUGAGGUUUUGUUAACCAAUUCAACACCCCCAAAAAACCCCAUUCAAAAAACCACUAGACUUUGGAGCGAUGGAACCGGACGUCCGAAAAUGCUAACUCGCUUUCGGGGUUUGCGUACAAAAAUACGUCAUCUCUGAGCCUCCCAAUACAGAAUGUAUAUUCAAAUCUUUACUUAAAGAAACGGUUCACCCCAAAAUAAAAGUUUUGUUAUCAUUUACUCACUCCCAUGUUGUUGUUAACAUGUUAUUUUUGAAGAACAGCUUGGACACUUAUAUAAUAAACAUAUACGUAUUAUAAAUAUAAAGAUAGUUGAAUUAUUUUUUUAGCGUAAUACCAAACAAGUGUCCAACAACUGCCGAACGGUCUUAUUUGUAUGUAGGAUAUUCUUCCAAAAUUGAUGUGUUGUAUGUAAAAAACGUACAGUUGUCUUAGGAUCUGUUUUUGUUCGACUCCUGUCAGUGUGUGAUAUUCUACUAUGUGUUCAGGAAAAUUUGCUUGAGUUGUUUGAUGGCACAUCAGUUGUGCUGGUAUUGUACUGUUUCACAUGAUCAGGGAUUGAAAAACACGAUUCUUGUCAAGUCGGCCUGUUUCGAAGCUAAGAUUUGCACAACCCUGUAAAUAAAUAUUUCAGUUCUAGUUGUAUGGCAUUUUACCAAAGCGGAAUGUGAAGAACACACAUUGCCUUGCUCGUGUUCGCCACAAAACCUUCUCAAGAGACAAAUACUUUAUACAGUAUUAAUUCAAAUAUUUCCAGAUGAUCUUUACUUUUUGCCUUUUUUUUAACGCUUCUCGUAGAAAUGCAGCAUUUUAAUGUAUCCUCAAAGAAUUUAUUUUAUUCCUUUUCAUCACAGGUUUUAAUAAAAAAAAGAUCUAACACCAAUAUUCACCUCUUACAGUUCAGUAAACAACUACUGUGCCAAACAUUGCUAGUAUUCUGCUAUUGUUCAUUUUGAUUUUCAUGCAGUGGACUUGGACUCUGGUGGGCACUCAUGACCCGUGAAUGGAAAAUUACAUUCUCCAGAAAGGCCUUUAUGUGCGAAAGGGACUAUUAUCUGCUUCCCUAUAAAAGAAGUCUUAAUAUAUUGAAAUUGUGUGGGAACAAAAACAUUGUAGUUACAUUUUACGGAUUUGUAACGUUUCAAUAAACUUUGGUGGCAAAACAUU